CCCUGUCCCCGAAAUGGAACACAGUACGUUGCACCUCAGAAUCAGCCGGCUGCUGCUUGGGAAUUGGCAUCACAGCCACAUGAGGCUAGGAGCACCACGAUCAACAUUUUCUUGCAAACGCUCACAGCGUACGACUUGCAGCAUGAUAUCAGCCGAUGUGGGGGUGUUCUGCUAUCAGCGCAUCAAGCAUCAUACGGCGGAGGGAGCGAGACCCUGUCUGAGAUUGCCCAGAGGUGCAUCCGUACGGCAAACUCGACUGCAGUCUUCCACCUCCACUUUAUCGUUGCGCUCAUAACACUCAGCUUCAAGUGUGCAAGUCUGUCUAACUGGAAAGAAUCCGUCAACCUCGCUGCCCUACACAGAGAACACCUGAGCCAAGAUGCCAACUCACCAUCUGUGCGAACUCUGCAGUACUGGUACGCCGGUGGUAGCAAGCUCAUAUCGCUUGCCGCAGGAGGAUCAUUCUACAUGCUGCUCUGGCUGGCCUACACUGAUCUACGAACGCCAUUCAUUGAGGCAGACGGCAAUAUAGCGUACGAUCUCGCAAAUAUACUUCGUAACCCGAAUAGCGAGAGCUCUGCAGGACGACUUGUCCAGAGCACCAUCAUACCAACGCUGGCGUUUCUCAGCCAACAAUGCCCCGUCAAACUCGGUGAAUUUUUCUCGACGAAUUUGCUCUCAGAGCUGGCGAUCUCUGCAGAGACCCUGUGCAGCGAUCUGAGCACAUCUGAUCGUCUCUUCGACGCUCUGCCCUCAAAUUCAUUCCGAGCUCUUCCUCGCUCUUCCCUUGCCUGGGCCGCUUUUCAGUCACUAGCGCAGCCAGCGUUCAAGUUGACAGUGCCUCUCCUGACGACGCAGGUCACAUGCGUCACUUCACUGUUUGACCCUCAGCAAGCCACCAAUCGACAGUGUGUAGCGUCGUCGGACAGACAGAAGAACUCGAGAUGGACGGAAAUUCAAAGAGAAUUCGCUAAGGACGCAGUAGAACCGUCAACUGUCGACGGGUUAAGGAGGCUGGUAAGUUGCAUCCUACGUACCGCAGGGGUCGUUCUAACAGCCCUGAUUCUGUACGACGUACUCACCGUACACUCUUGCCACGGGGACAUUUUUGCCAGCAUAUGCAAGUCUAUGGAGCAAAGCAUGCGAGAUCGUCUCAUCGAUCGCUUGGCCGAUUGUUUUGAGCCCGACGCUCUGAAGGUAAUUGAUACCGCUCAGGAGCGCGGUGACCAUGUCUUCCAGGCACUUCAUUUCUCCUGGUACAACCGUCAUUGCAUGACUGGACACAACGCUCCGCCUGACGUACCUCCUAUGAACUUGAAGAGGACUGGUGGUUUGAAGACAAACUACCAUCAAAUGAUACCGUACCCCUCCAAGGACAUGGCGAACUCAACGAACGUCUCAAUCUACCAGUCCGUGAAGAAAAUCCUAGGUCCAGUGUUCGAGUGGCUGGAUAUGAAGUUCAAGGCGAUGAUCCCGGAUGUAUACGAGCGACUAGACGCAUACGCGUCUAUACUGCCUGGCAACAACCAGGCAGUCUCUGCGCCGUUUCUGGGCUUGGUCAUCAACCUCAACGUCUCAACUGCGGCUCACAGGGAUAGCAAGGAUGACAGCAUGUGCUUACAUCUGGAAAGUGUCAAGACCCUAUAUAAACCUAUGUAG
This is a messenger RNA of Rhodofomes roseus, 1659 nucleotides long. RefSeq lists its product as uncharacterized. NCBI's taxonomy places the organism in Eukaryota, Fungi, Basidiomycota, Agaricomycetes, Polyporales, Fomitopsidaceae. The transcript is spliced from 8 exons. The annotation marks the transcript as partial. The record is from RefSeq and is a predicted model, not a curated record.